Molecule: messenger RNA, 856 nt
Organism: Ipomoea triloba (trilobed morning glory)
Lineage: Eukaryota; Viridiplantae; Streptophyta; Magnoliopsida; Solanales; Convolvulaceae
Exons: 1
Coding region: 60-686 (208 amino acids)
Source: RefSeq, a predicted model, not a curated record
UGCUGUAUUAGUUAUUAGCUACCUGUUCCCACUACUACCCACUCCCAAGAACCAAAACCAUGAACGAAACCUUCCCAUCUUCUCCUUUGUGGGAUCAGACGCCCUAUUAUCCACAGACAACCUGCGGAUCAUUCCAAAACAUUAUUAAUCCAUACGAUAAUCCUUUCGAUCCCACCGCACCUUAUCAAACCUCGUUUUCUCCGAGCUUCACAGCUGCGACUGAGCAGACCACUCUGAGCCGGGAGACCGGAAACAUCGGCGAGAAAAGCGCGAAACCUAGUACGGCUGCCGCGGCGGCUCGAAGGCGGUCGAGGGCAUCCAAGAAAGCCCCCACCACUCUCCUAAGCACUAGCAUCGCCAAUUUCCGCGCCGUCGUGCAGCAAUACACUGGGUGCCGGCGUCUCGCGUCGCCGGCGUCGUUCAAGAACCGUAGGGGUCCGGUUAUUUUAAGCUUUGGAGGACGGCCUACUGACCGGAAGGUGUCGGAUUCUAGCCGGCCGAGAUGUUACUCCGACGAGGAUCGGUGUCUGCAGAAUCUGCAGGAAGAGGAGUUCCGACAAGGAUUAGGACAGCAACAACAGCAGCGUGGGGUUUCAUGUGAUAACAGUUCUCAUGAUAGUUAUAUUUCGGGUGUUGAUAAUGAUCGUAGUUGUAGUAUGCUUAGCGUGGAUGAUUAUGAAUGGUAAUACCUUAUAACAUAUAUGCUCAAAUUGGCUUCCUUUGUUUUAAUUAAUUUGGAGUGUGAAGUGUAUCAUUAUGUAUAUUUGGCACUCCAUAUAUUUAUUAUAUGCUCCCUAGCUUCACUCCAAAAAUCACAUCAACAAAGUUUGACUCUUAUACCAAAAACAAAUUUGUG